UGCGGUCGGGAACCAGCUGCCCUGGCAGCAUUUCAUCGAUAGUGAAACUGAAUGAUGAUGUGAUAAACAUCGUUUUAAUUAGCCCACGCAGGAAUUUCCUUCGUCGCCCCGUAGGAUAUAUGUACGUAUCGUUUUGCCAGCCGCCAAGCCAAGCUGUUAUCAUCCCAUUUCGCGACGAUCCGCAAUUGAUAGGGCUGCCAUUGGAGUUUGAUAUCUCCGCGUGCGUUCCGGUAGGCUAAUUAGUUGGAAGAGGUACUAAUCAUCUACGCGGACCAGGUGGCGCAAAUGAAUGUAGAUUAGAUGCAGCGGAACGACCUCGAAAGAAAAGUGAGUAGCACUGGACUUGUUGGUUGCCGAUCGGCUGGCCCUGGACGGACUCUGCAUCCGCUACGGGACGGCGCGGUAUUAGAUAUAUAAAAGCCACGGACACUGGUCCUAUGAGUCACACAAAGUAUGUGAACACUGAUAAGCUGGGUGUGUGCCAUCGAGCUGCAGAGUGUCGCAGUUUGAGAUUAGAACUAACCAAAGUGACGGAUUAAAGUGUUGCCAUGUGUUGGAGCUGGAGUAGGUGCUGAUGAAGAUGCUAAUGGAAGCGCAAACAUUUUAAAUUUUAUUGGCUGUGUGAUUCCGAGUAUGGUUUGAAUGCGUGAUAAAACCACACAGUGUGAAGCGAAUCCUUGUGCUCGAGCAACCGUAGUUGGCGGGGAAAUUACUUCAAGGACAGUAGAUAACAAACCAAAACCCCAAGCAGAAAUAGAAUGAUACCCAGCAGUGACAACAGUAUGUGUGUCAGGAUCGUUCUGCUGUUGUUGAUGGCUACCACCGCAACAGUAACCCGAGCUGACGAUAGUGGGGGGUCCAGUUCCAGUCCACCGAGCAAAUUGGAUGACUAUGUGCUAACUACUCAGUCGGAGUGCUAUAAAUCGAAGCGGCUGGUUUCGUGCUUCAAGUACCGAAUUUCGCGCUACAUUUGGUCGUUCGCCUCCGGUCGGAUGAACUGGCUCCUGACGGAGAAGAACGCCUACGAAGCUGGCAACGGGAUGAAAUUGGUUCGACUCAGCGAGCCACAGGAGGACGAUGUGUUUCCAGAGGCGCGGCUGAUUUCACCCUACGACAACGAGAUGCUGAAGGCCACGAAAUUCCUGCAACGCUCGCUGAACACCUUUAUCGCUUCGCACGGUGUCCGUGUCGGAGUAGGUGCGGACAGUGGUGCCCGGUUUCUGGACGAUGGUGACGAUUUCGAUGGGCGUGGUAAAAAGAAGAGAAGAUGGAACAUGAUCCUGCCGCUGGCACUGAUGCUUAAACUGGUGCACAUGAAGUUACUGCUAAAACCGAUCCUGCUCGGUGUUGGUCUUAUCCAGAUUCUACUAAUCGCCGGCGGUCUUUUCAUAUUCAAUUACUUCCGCAACAGCAAUAUUUGUCGCAUCCAGCCACACGUGGUACAUUCCCAUUCGCACAUAGCCAGUGAAUCGGCACCGGAACUAUCCUACGCUUCAUAUGGGUCGUACCCUUCCUACUCCGCAUCCCCGUACAACGCGUACAGCAAGGAUUGGGCCACAAAUCGAGCCUACAGUGGUUACAGCUUCCUGGAUGCCAUCGAUAGCCAUAAAAUUUAGGAGUUUUCCAGGGGCUAGCCGAACUGAAUGGAAGUGUUUUAGCAUUAGUUUGAAUCGCUGCAGAAAGAUGACUGUAAAUGGGUGAAUAUCCUGUUUCCUUCUAGGAUCCGAUCUUACUAUUCUAUUCA
Messenger RNA from Topomyia yanbarensis, 1744 nucleotides. RefSeq lists its product as uncharacterized. NCBI's taxonomy places the organism in Eukaryota, Metazoa, Arthropoda, Insecta, Diptera, Culicidae. The record is from RefSeq and is a predicted model, not a curated record. The transcript has 3 exons. The coding region runs from base 759 to 1616 and encodes 285 amino acids.